AUGGUCGAGAAGCUCUACGUCACAUACAACCAGGUGCACAAGCACUGCCAGGAUGCGGCACCCAGAAUCCUUGACGAGUUCAAGCCCAACCUCAUGAUCGCCAUCGGUGGCGGUGGCUACGUCCCUGCUCGCAUUCUGCGCUCGUUCCUCAAGCGCGACGGCACACCCAACAUCCCCAUCCAGGCCAUCGGCCUCUCUCUGUACGAGCAGCUUGGCGGCUCAGGCGACUCGGAGGUCGAGGUCCCCGGCACCAAGGUCACCCGCACGCAAUGGCUUGAUUUGUCCUCGCUCGAGAUGGCGAACUUGAUUGGCAAGAACGUGCUCAUUGUCGACGAGGUCGACGACACAAGGACAACACUCGAGUACGCGGUGCGCGAGCUGGAGAAGGAUGUUGUGGAGGCGCAGAAGAAGUCUGGACGCACAGAUGAGAAGACCACGUUCAGCAUUUUCGUGCUGCACAACAAGGACAAGACGAAGAAGGGCACUCUCCCCGAGGAGACACUCAAGGGAAGGUAUCUGGCCGCGCAGACUGUCGGCGAUGUCUGGAUCAACUACCCAUGGGAGGCCAUCGACAUUGACGAGCACGACCGUCUCUCCGCCGAAGCCGAGAAGAAGAAGUCCGCCUAG
Molecule: messenger RNA, 627 nt
Organism: Ascochyta rabiei
Lineage: Eukaryota; Fungi; Ascomycota; Dothideomycetes; Pleosporales; Didymellaceae
Product: hypoxanthine-guanine phosphoribosyltransferase
Exons: 3
Coding region: 1-627 (208 amino acids)
Biological process (GO): XMP salvage; IMP salvage; hypoxanthine metabolic process
Cellular component (GO): cytoplasm
Molecular function (GO): hypoxanthine phosphoribosyltransferase activity
Source: RefSeq, a predicted model, not a curated record